CGCUUCGGCAAAAAAGAACAAAAAAUCACAACAAACCGGUGGUAAAUGAUUCCACACGCAAUAUUUCUUUUAUUUUUUGUUGAGUUCAACACAACACAAAACAUCACAUAAUGCGUAAAAGCCUCGUGCCACAGCGAUGCACCCCGUCGAAUGCCGUUCACUCGCCGUUCAAAAGCCCGCUGUCGGCACAAAAGCGCCAGCGCGAGUGCCGCAAGCGAUUGCCGGACAAGGGCGGGACGGCGGAUCAGCCGCCGACGCCGAAACUGUCCGUGUCCGAGCACGAGCUGAUGAUCAUGAAGAUUCUCACCCAGCCGUUCAAAAUACCGAUCGCCAACUACGUGCCGGAACAUUCGACGCGAUGUCUCGGCAUGAAGCGGUCGGCGGCCCGGCGUGCCCUGCACGAUCCGUACGCGUGCAAUGCGCUGGUGCUGUUCAGCCCGCCGGAGCUGACCGAGCACGACAAGCUAAAGAUGGACAAGAGCAAGAUACAGGUGCACGUGGUGGUGGAUCCACUGCUCGGGAACAUUCUGCGGCCGCAUCAGCGGGAGGGUGUGCGGUUCAUGUACGACUGUGUGACCGGCGCGAAGGGUGACUUUAACGGGUGUAUCAUGGCGGACGAAAUGGGGUUGGGCAAAACGCUGCAAUGUAUUACGCUGCUCUGGACACUACUGCGCCAAAGCCCGGAUUGUAAACCGACGAUCAAUAAAGCGAUCAUCGUGUGCCCGAGUUCGUUGGUGAAGAAUUGGUACAAAGAGUUUGGCAAGUGGUUGGGCUGCCGCGUCAACUGUCUCUCGAUCGAUGGCGGGUCGAAAGAGCAAACGACCAAAGAGCUGGAACAGUAUAUGGCGAAUCAAAGCCAACGCCACGGCACACCGGUACUGAUCAUCAGCUACGAAACGUUCCGGCUGUACGCGCACAUCCUGAACAACUCCGAGGUCGGUGCGGUCCUGUGCGACGAGGGGCAUCGGUUGAAGAACUGCGAGAACCUUACCUACCAGGCGCUGAUGGGGCUGAAGACAAAGCGACGUGUGCUGCUGUCCGGUACACCGAUCCAGAACGAUCUGACCGAGUACUACAGCCUGCUGCACUUUGUCAACCCGGGCAUGCUGGGAUCGACGGCGGAAUUCCGCAAACAGUUUGAAAAUCCAAUCCUGCGCGGCCAGGACGCCAACUCAACCGACGUGGAGCGGGAAAAGGCAGCGGAACGGCUGCAAGAACUAGCCGCCCUGGUGAACCGCUGCAUGAUCCGGAGGACCAGCGCACUGCUCACGAAAUAUCUCCCCGUCAAGUUCGAGAUGGUCGUGUGCGUGCGCAUGACCGAGGUGCAGGCCGCCCUCUACAAGAGCUUCCUCCAGUCCGACACGAUCCGGCGCAGCGUGAUGGAGAAGAACGCAACCAAGGCAAGCCUGACGGCCCUUUCCAACAUUACCUCACUCAAGAAGCUGUGCAAUCAUCCGGACCUUGUGUACGAAAAGAUCCAGGAGCGUGCGGAUGGGUUCGAGAAUGCGGCCACCAUUCUGCCGGACAAUUACAGCCCCCGGGAAUUGCGCCCCGAGCUGGGCGCCAAGCUGAUGCUGCUGGACUGUAUGCUGGCGUCGAUCAAAACCAACACCACCGACAAGAUUGUGCUCGUGUCGAACUACACGCAAACGCUCGACCUGUUCGAGAAGCUGUGCCGCAAGCGGGGCUACGGCUACGUGCGCCUCGACGGCACGAUGACGAUCAAGAAGCGGGGCAAAGUGGUGGACCAGUUCAAUCAGCCCGAUUCGAACGAUUUCAUCUUCAUGCUCAGCUCGAAGGCGGGCGGCUGCGGGUUGAACCUGAUCGGUGCCAACCGGCUGGUCAUGUUCGAUCCCGACUGGAACCCGGCGAACGAUGAGCAAGCGAUGGCGCGGGUGUGGCGCGAUGGGCAGAAGAAACCUUGCUUUAUCUACCGGCUGCUAGCGACCGGCACGAUCGAGGAGAAGAUUUUCCAGCGCCAAACGCACAAAAAGGCCCUCUCGACGACGGUGGUGGACAAUGCGGAGGACGGCGAGCGACACUUCACGCAGGACGAUCUGAAGGACCUGUUCAAGCUGGACGAGCAGACGCGGUCCGAUACGCACGACAUCUUCCGCUGCAAGCGGUGCACCAAUGGGGUGCAGAUGAAGCUGCCGCCGGACGACAGUGACUGCAUGUCCGAUCUGGCCCACUGGUAUCACUGCGCGAACAAUAAGGGCAUCCCGGACGAUAUACUGUCCAAAUCGUGGGACAUUACGCGGUGCGUGUCGUUCGUGUUUCACCACCGGUCGAACUCGGCCGUCGUGGAGCAGCAGCUGGCGGAGCAGCGGCGCCAGCAGACCCUGGCCAAGGAGCAGGAGGAAAAAGAGGAGGAAGAAGAGGAUGAGGAGGAUAAGGAAAACAAAGGGUACAACACGGAAGGGGAAGAGGAUGAGGAGGAGCCGGAAGAUGAUGAAAAGGAUAAAGAUUUUGUGUUGUAGUGUGUAACACGGCGCCGUACAUUCGCCUAA
Messenger RNA from Anopheles arabiensis, 2510 nucleotides. It is a transcript of the gene okr, whose product is annotated as DNA repair and recombination protein RAD54-like. Gene Ontology annotation, biological process: double-strand break repair via synthesis-dependent strand annealing; reciprocal meiotic recombination. The transcript is spliced from 4 exons. NCBI's taxonomy places the organism in Eukaryota, Metazoa, Arthropoda, Insecta, Diptera, Culicidae. Gene Ontology annotation, molecular function: ATP-dependent chromatin remodeler activity; DNA translocase activity; ATP binding. Gene Ontology annotation, cellular component: nucleus. The coding region runs from base 111 to 2480 and encodes 789 amino acids. The record is from RefSeq and is a predicted model, not a curated record.